AUGGCAAAUGUCGGAAAUGGUACGAAAGACGACUGGAAACUGACUCUGCUCAGCCCUGUACUAGCUGCAGUCUACACAAUCAUCGCCUGCCUUGCUGUGCUCGGUAACGGCAUGGUCAUCACCGUUAUGCUGCUCAGACGACGGGUGUUCAGCUCCUUCACAAAUCGUCUCAUCCUGCACCAGUCAGUCAUUGACUCUCUUGCAGGAGUCUUGUAUUUCUUGCAACGUGCCGUUAUAAAUACCCACGAAAUGUCAGUAUCCACCGAGGGCACCUUAAAGGAUCAACUUAUUUGUCGCUUGCUAUUACAAGAUUUCGCACCUUUGAUCGUCAGUGUGACAUCCACGUAUAACCUCGUUAUGAUAUCUGUGGAGCGGUUUAUGGCGACUUGCCACCCGGUGAGGCAUCGCAAUACCUGGACCAAAGCCAAGCUGAAGUUUGCCGUAGGAAUUCCUUGGUGUAUCGGCUUUAUAUAUAGCUCACACUUCAUGUUUGUAGCUGAAGCCCAUCAGGGACGUUGUCGACCGACAGAUAUGGUUAGAGGUUUGAAGAUUGUGCAAGGUUCAGUGGUAAUUGGUAUUGAAUACUUAGUGCCAAUAACCAUUUUGAUCUAUACAUACAGCCGGAUAAUUAUCACCCUAACCAAGAAAUCUGCUAAUCCAAGGAACGCUCCUCGGAAUGUCAUUAAUAAAGCUAAGAAGAACGUCCUCGUUACAAUGCUGCUGAUCGGCAGUUUGUUUGUGGUCUGCUGGACACCACCGAUAGUCUUGUACAUUUAUGAACAAUUUUCAGAAGAGGGAUUGAUGUUGCAAUAUUCGAUAACAAUAUUGUUAGCCUGCAACGCGUUCGUCAACCCGAUCAUUUACUGCUUCAAGUACGAGCAUUUUCGGUCGGAGUUGAGAAACCUGGUCAUCGGAAGAUGCCGAAGAAACCAAGUCCAUGACCGGGCUGCUGCUGCCCCAAGAAUUAUCAAUGAACCGUAA
Patiria miniata (bat star) is the source of this 981-nucleotide messenger RNA. RefSeq names its product trace amine-associated receptor 2-like. NCBI's taxonomy places the organism in Eukaryota, Metazoa, Echinodermata, Asteroidea, Valvatida, Asterinidae. Gene Ontology annotation, cellular component: membrane. The record is from RefSeq and is a predicted model, not a curated record. Gene Ontology annotation, molecular function: G protein-coupled receptor activity. Gene Ontology annotation, biological process: G protein-coupled receptor signaling pathway. The transcript has a single exon. Bases 1 to 981 code for a protein of 326 amino acids.